AUGCGCCUCGGCAGAACCUUCGACGAGGUGUCGCGCGACAUCACCGGCGACAACCUGGCCUUCAGCGAGGCGAUGCUGGCGUCCAGGCAGCCGGCCAAGAAGAUCCACGCCACCCCGGCCAACGAGGACUACACUGGCGAGCCCGACGACCAGCCAAAGGGGAAGGCCAAGGGGAAAGGCACCCGCCGGCGUCCCGGCAAGGCAAGCGCCAAAGGACCACCACAGGCAGGGACGGCCGGGACCAGGACUGGGAGGCGGACUGGCCCAACCGGCGGUGGACCAGAGACGACCGGGAUGACGACAACCGUCGCGGCGGCCGCUACCAGCAGACCGGCCGCAACGACGAGGACAGGCGUGGACAACGCCAGUGGCGCGGCCAGCAGCAGUGGCGCGGCCAGGGGAACGACCGCGGCGAGGAAGGCCGUCGCGGCGAUGAUCGGAAGAGGCGCCACCUUGGCUGUCAGACCGGCACUUCGCCGACGUAGAAAGCGGAUCGACUACAUCGUGCUCUCCUUGUUCGACGGCAUCGGCGCCGCACCCGCCAUUCUUGAGGACUUGUAUGGCGAGCCGGUUGCGGCGUUCUCUUGGGAGGUCGACCGGCUGUGCGUCAAGCUGGCGUCGGCGAGGCUGCCGUGGAUGACGAACCGAGGUGACCUCACUGCCGACUCGGCCCAGGCGGUGGCUGCCGCCAUUGAGAAAGCCGACCCCCAGGCCCGGGCGAUCAUCAUCGUCGCAGCGGCGCCUCCGUGCCAGGACUUCUCUCGAAUUGGGUCGGCAGCUGGCCACACUGGCGACAGAGGCGGCCUCUUCCUCAAGUCCGUCGACUUCGUGCACGACCUGGCGGGGCUCAUCGGCGACUGCCGCCUGGGCUUCCUCUUCGAGAACGUCGUGAUGGAGCCCAAGCCGUUCGUCGCCUGCGCGUCGGACUUUGGCUGGAUAUCGCGCCCGUGGAUGUCGCCGGCGGUGACGACCAUGUCGCUCGACCCGGCAGAGGGACGGCAGCUCCAGUGGGGCAAGCAGGGGUCGUUCCGGCCACUCAGGCUGGAGUCGUCACGGGCCCCGCCAAAGGACAUGGAAGCGGAUGGCCUUUUCUUCCAUGAGGCGGUGACGUCGGGCCGGCUACGGCUGCCGUGCGCCACCACACCGGCGGAGGAUGAACAGGGGCGACCGGCGCCCACGCGCGUCCGGCAGAAACUGCCCGAGCCGGCCAAGGCGAGAUGGGCGGCCGAUGGCCGACGCUUUGCUCCCUGGCACUACGUCGAGGAGGCGAUGAUGCACGAUUCCGCCGGCCGGUUGCACAUCAUCCCACCGGCGGCCAAGGAGAAGCUGCACAUGCUGCCCCCCGGCUAUACGGCGGCCGACUUCCUCGACGACCGGGCCCGGCACAAGAUGCUGGCCAACGGUUGGCAUUGGCGAGUGGCGCGUCGGCUGCUGGCCAUGCUGGUGGUGUUGACUGCGGCGGGCCCGGUGCAGGCGGCACCGGCCCCGGAACCCAGACGCUCCACGAUGCAGUGGAUGGUCGAGCAGUUUGGCGGCGGCCCGGUGCCCAUGGAGCCGCCGCCGCGCCUGCGACCGGACCUGGAACUGCCCGACGACGACCCGGAACUGCACUGGCGCCUGGCGGGCCAACUGGUACACUGCACCGUGGCACGCCGGCCGAACUUGGAGCCGGCGCUCGAACGGGUGCUGGAGCUGUGGACGCAUUGGCGCCACGAGGUCGCCCGGCUGCGACAGGAGGUGCUGGUCGAGCUGGCGCAGCUGGUCCUGGAUAUGCAGGGUACCACGGAGGAGUGGUUGGCGGCACGGUCGGCGCCCGUCAGGUCCACCUACACGGUGCCCGGCAAGGCCCGGCACACGCAGAUCCGCGUCGUGCUGCAUCUCCUGAGGAUGAUCGGCUACCCGGACGUGGCAGGCAUGACGGCGGACCUCACGGACGGCUUUGACAUGUUGGGCGAGCUUCGGCGUGGACCGGGCUGGAAGUUGCGAACGGACGGCCGAUACUCCAACCCGGCGUCGCUCGACACCUUGGCGUCGGUGAAGUGGAGCUAUGUCAGGGACCGCGCGUCGAGGCCCAGGACUGGCGAGUAUACUGAGAAACUCCUGGCGGAACUGGUGGACGAGACUCGACUUGGUCGUGUCGUUGGGCCCACCCGGCCCCCGGCGGGCUGGAGCGUCUCGACAGUCCCGUUGGUCGACGUGGCCGGCGCCGACCGGCUGGUACCACCACCACCAGGCAGGCACUUCGCGGCCGCGUC
Symbiodinium necroappetens is the source of this 2255-nucleotide messenger RNA. NCBI's taxonomy places the organism in Eukaryota, Dinophyceae, Suessiales, Symbiodiniaceae. The record is from the annotation of a GenBank genome assembly.